Molecule: messenger RNA, 394 nt
Organism: Prunus mume (Japanese apricot)
Lineage: Eukaryota; Viridiplantae; Streptophyta; Magnoliopsida; Rosales; Rosaceae
Source: RefSeq, a predicted model, not a curated record
AUGACAGGACCCACCCCUAAUUCCUCGAAACCCGUGACGGAUUUUGUGGACGUACGUUGGGAAACCAAACGUCUUUCUUCUUCCUCCAACGCUUGGAGACCUUUCACGCAGACCAAACGAUGUGAAGAAGAAGACUCACCAUCGUCAGUUGAAGAAGAAGACCCACCAUCGUCAAUUGAAGAAGAAGACCCACCAUCGUCUGCGACAGAGGUGCUAGUAGUCCAAGGAAAGGGUGGACAGUAUCGAGGGACGGGAGUGUGGAAGCUCCCUACUGGAAAAAUAAAACAAGCGAUGGCUGAGUUUGUGGAGUGCUCGAAGAAGACGAAGAGCCCUCCCUUCCAAGACGAAGGAAGAGCUGCCAUCGCGAGUUGAGCUUGCAAGAAUUCUAUGCCAA